AUGGGUUCGAAGAUAUCAACAGUACCUACCCUAGGUCUGUUGGCCAUGCUCCUUCUGAUCUCCUCGGAGGUCUUAGCCACUAGUGGUGGUGCGGGUAACUUUGGUGGUGGUAACCCUAGUGUUGGUGGUGGAUUACCUGGUGGUGGUGGUGGUGAUGUUGGAUUACCUGGUGGUGGUCGUGGUGGAUUCCCUAUUGGUGGUGAUGUUGGAUUACCUGGUGGUGGUCGUGGUGGAUUCCCUGUUGGUGGUGGUGUUGGAUUACCUGGUGGUGGUCGUGGUGGAUUCCCGAUUGGUGGUGGUGUUGGAUCACCUGGUGGUGGUGGUCGUCGUGGUGGACUACCUGUUGGUGGUGGUGUUGGAUUCCCUGUUGGAGGUGGCAGUGGCUUCCCGGGCAUUGUUGGUACCUUCCCUAGUGGUGGUGGCACCCCUCGUGGUCGUGGUGGCUCCCCUCCCGGACGUGGAGGUUUUCCUGGUGGAGUUGGCGGUUUCCCUGGUGAUGUUGGUGGCACCCCUCCCGGACGUGGAGGUUUUCCUGGUGGAGUUGGCGGUUUCCCUGGUGAUGUUGGUGGCUCCCCUAGUGGUGGUGGCGGCUUCCCUGGUGGAAGGGGUGGUGGAUUCCCAGGCCAGAGAGGAUAA
Messenger RNA from Glycine soja, 636 nucleotides. Its product is annotated as acanthoscurrin-1-like. The record is from RefSeq and is a predicted model, not a curated record. Bases 1 to 636 code for a protein of 211 amino acids. The transcript has a single exon. Lineage: Eukaryota; Viridiplantae; Streptophyta; Magnoliopsida; Fabales; Fabaceae.